GUUUUAGGCCUUCAAAAAUCCGGAUGUUUGUAAAAUGUUUAUAAAACGACUAUUGUUUUUAUUUUCCGCCAUAUCGGUGGUUUCUUGCCUUUCAAGACAUCCGAAAUUGUUGCUCAUCUCAUUUGACGGAUUUCGAUACGAUUUAUUAGAUGAAGUAUUGACACCGAAUAUUCACAAAUGGGCGUCAAUGUCUACAUGGUUUACUUCAGGAGUGAAGUCGCAGUACGUAACGUAUACUGCGCCGAACCAUAUGAGCAUUGCCACAGGAUUGUUCGAGGAAGAACAUGGAAUUGUCGGAAAUUACUUUUUCGAUGCAGAUACCAAAAAAGCAUUUGACUAUUUCAAUUCUACCGGAAAAGAAGGUGUCGUGAAUGCAUCACAAGAGAGUUUCUGGUACAAUUCUGAUCCCAUCUGGCUUACGAACGAGCGAUGGGAGUCUUCCAGAAGAUCUGCGGCGUUUUACUGGCCAAAUGGAGAAUCACAGUUUCCAUAUAUUCCCCAUAAGCCUAAAAUUGCAAGGCCAUGGACAAUUGUUGGUGAUCUGAAAUCAUGGAUGAAGGACGCUGACGACGUUAUCGAUGCUUUUAUUCGAGAGAAGGAACCUGUUAAUUUCCUCGCUUGGUAUGUAGCAGAACCCGAUCACACACUUCAUGGAAACGGAUUUCAUAACAAGGAAAUUGAGAAAACAUUAAAGAAACUUGACGAUCUAUUUCUUUAUUUUAUCAAAAAAUUCGAUGAUAAUAAUUUGGGAGCUGAUGUGAAUAUUAUCCUAACAGCUGAUCAUGGACAUGCAGAAAUUAAAGAUCACAAACAUGUCAUGUGCGUGAAAGAUUAUGUAUCUGGCGCUGGAUUCGAAAUGGGUGAUCAUAUGAUUUAUCCACACUCGGAUGAAAUUGGAAAACAAAUUUAUGCAAAUUUAACAUCAGCAGUGAAAGAGCAUGGAUAUGAUGUGAAUAUUCAUUGGAGAGAGGAAGUUCCAGAAAGAUGGCAUUAUCGAAACAGUUCGCGAAUUGGAAAAAUCGUUUUCGAGCCGCAAAUCGGUUCUUCGAUUUCGUUUUCGUGUACGAAGGAUCUUAUGGAAAAGCAAUAUGGAGAAAACGGAACAUUAAAAUUCAAUUCAUCAACUCACGGACAAGAUCCUGAUCGUCCAGAGAUGAGAGCUUUCCUUAUUAUGAGAGGCCCAGCGUUUUCUGAAAAUUAUACGAUUGCCGAUAUUCCUUCAAAUGUGGAUUUGUACAAUAUAAUGUGUCAUGUGCUUGGUAUCACACCAACUGAAAAUAAUGGAACCAUGGAAAUUGUGAAACGAGCUUUAAAAGAGAACAGAUAUUUACCAAUGACACAUGGUUUCGUAUUUAAUCAGAUUACGGAUUCAUGGAGUUUUUCGCUUAUUUUAAUUCCUUCAAUGUGUAUUGUUAUAAUAUUCUUCGCUUAUGGAUGUAAGAAUACCGUACUCAAAUCUGAUCCCAAUUGGGGAAGAUCCGAUACAGUUCAAGGAUAUCGGCCAUUGAGUAACCGGACGAACGAAGGAUUCGAAUUAAAUGAUGAUGAGGAUGAGGAUGAAGGAGAUGGAUUAAGGAAUUCGAUAGAUUUAGAAAGAGGUGGAAGAAGGAGUCAAGCAGGAGGUGGUGCACUUGGAAGUCUGAACAAUGGAACGGUAGCAAUGUCUGGACUACUGGAUGAAAUGAGCGAUGAUGAUAUUUGAUCUUUUUAAUAUAACUUUUUGCAUUCAAAUUGUAAAUAUUUCUUGUGACCUCUUUAUAUAUUUCCCCCAUUGUGCCUUCGAUUUCUCUUUAAUUUCUGCAGAAUAUUCAAAUCACAAAGCAAAAUAUUUAUCUCUUUAUUUGUCCUAGUCAUCCUUUCAUCUCUUUUUGAUUUUUUUCCCCGGUUGUGGAUUUUCAGGAUUUUCAAAAUCAUCCAAAGACAGUUUAUCAAUUUUCAAUGUGAUAUAUUUUCAAAAAAGAUUACUUAACUUUAAUAAUGAAUGUUUCUCAUAUUU
Molecule: messenger RNA, 1996 nt
Organism: Caenorhabditis elegans
Lineage: Eukaryota; Metazoa; Nematoda; Chromadorea; Rhabditida; Rhabditidae
Gene: C01B10.9
Product: Bis(5'-adenosyl)-triphosphatase
Exons: 9
Coding region: 35-1702 (555 amino acids)
Molecular function (GO): hydrolase activity
Source: RefSeq, marked reviewed